Dendrobium catenatum is the source of this 1875-nucleotide messenger RNA. Its product is annotated as FCS-Like Zinc finger 8. The coding region runs from base 810 to 1655 and encodes 281 amino acids. The transcript is spliced from 2 exons. NCBI's taxonomy places the organism in Eukaryota, Viridiplantae, Streptophyta, Magnoliopsida, Asparagales, Orchidaceae. The record is from RefSeq and is a predicted model, not a curated record.
ACAAAGCUCUCACUCUUUCUAUCUAUCUAUCGCUCUCUCUCUCUCUCUCUUUAAAAUCUCAUCUUCUUCGUGGCAGCCACAGCUUCUCCGGACUCUUUUGAGCAGUUGAGAGAUUGAGAGAGCGGAAAGAUAUUUCCUUUUUCUUAUUCGGAGAAGGAGGAAAGAGGAAAGGAGAGAUUUUUAUUAGUCGAGAUUGUCUCAUCUUCUUCUUGUUUCAAGCUCUUUUUUUUUUUGGGGGGGGGGCCUUUUUUUGUGAGUAGUGGUUGAAGUUCUGAACGAGCGGAGUGACAGAAAAAUGAAGCCUUUUUUAUAUUAAUAAUCGUCAUUCUUCACUCUUUCAAUAACUCGUGUCAAAGAGGAUUACUUGUUUUGUGUGUUAGUUUCAGUUUAAUGAUGUUUUACACUUUGGGUUCUCGUUUUCUGAAUUUUUGAGAGGUUUUCAUGGGAUUUUCUCCUUUGGGCUGUCAUCAUGUUUACCAAAAAGAGAUAAAAGAGAUACCCUGGAGCUUUUCAGCUAAUCUACGAUCCUCUACCUGCCACUCCAAAUGAUCUCCGUGGAGAAUCCAUAAAACAGUACGAGCGAGUUCAUAAAUCAUAUCCAUUUCAUAGUUUCGUAGGAUAUAUAGUCCUUCAAUUUCUUGUGACCUUUGUAAAAUUUUGUAAGGAAAAUCAAAAGAGGAUAGGAAGAAAAUCGCACCUUUACUCCCUCAGUUCCAUCUUGACCUCUUUUACUCUGAUGAACUACACAUUUUUCUGCAAUUCAUAUACUGAAGAAGCUUAGUAGCCGUUGGAAAAAUAAUCACUUCUGAAUGUCUGAUAACUCUUCCAUCCUUCCAUCUCCCUCUGGGAAGCACACAAACCCUUUUUCCUCUCUCUUUGCUUCUCCAAAGCUUUUUAUGGGCCUCUCUUCAAAGAGCUUCUUAGACACUGAGGCUUCCAUGAGUCCAACUUCCAUUCUUGAGACCAAGCCCUUCUCUGUCGUUGGCAGCCAUAGCAGAAAAUCUUAUUGGGGCAGUGGAGACUCAAGAGCAAUAGGCCUAGGCAUAGUGGAUGCUCUCACUAAGGAAAAGUCUGAGAAGAAGACCGUCAGUCAAAGUAGUAGGAUGGUGCUAUUUGGAUCAGAACUAAAGAUUCAGAUCCCGCCGGUACAAUCCAACUCCAUUUCACCAACUGGCUCUGUUGAGUCUCCGCAUACUCCAAUUGAAUUUGGUAUCAAGAACAAAAAUUCUCAGCUAGCUCUGCAUUCUCCUGUGAGUUUGGUCGGUGAAGUGAGACCUCCUUCACCGAGACUCUUCACAGGGCCCCUUUCUCCAAGGGAGCUGGAGCUUUCAGAGGACUACACCUGUGUGAUCUCUUACGGGCCGAAUCCGAAGAAAACUCAUAUCUUUGACAAUUGUAUUUUGGAGAGCUGUGGCCACGGAUUCGCGGCUUCGAAGAAGGAAAAUGGGUUCUCAACUGAACAGAGCUCAGGGUAUUCUUCAGAAGAUUUCUUAAGAUUCUGCCAUGCUUGCAGGAAAAGCCUUGCACAGGGAAAGGACAUUUUCAUGUACAGAGGUGAGAGAGCAUUCUGCAGCCAUGAAUGCCGUCAGCAAGAGAUGAUUUCUGAUGCAGAGGAAACUGAAAGUUGCUUUGAAGACCUUUUGGAUCUUUUCUAGGAGCCAAACUUAGGUAGCAGAGAGAGGAAUAGCUCCUUGUUUUUGUUUGUUGUUCUUCCUUUUAUUUGUCUUGGUAGUAAAUAUGAUUGGGUGGUGAUUAGUUCCUCCUUAUGAUAAUUAUCUUAACUAUAAUGCUUCAUUAUGUAUCUUUUGUGGGUGUUUUUGUGUUACAUCUAAUCCUUUGUCUUCAAUUAAGUGGUUUUUAUUGGACUUUUUUCUC